This is a messenger RNA of Prunus armeniaca (apricot), 516 nucleotides long. The record is from the annotation of a GenBank genome assembly. Lineage: Eukaryota; Viridiplantae; Streptophyta; Magnoliopsida; Rosales; Rosaceae.
AUGCUUCCUCUGUAUUCUGUUUCACUUCACAAUAAACCACCAUUAUCCCUGCACCCGUUUUCUCUCACAAACAGACUUAUUAAAACACACAUUUCUGAAUUGCCAGUGCCUGGGAAUGGUGUUUUCAAGAAGAAGAAAUCAAACCCAUAUUACAAUUCUUCUUCUUCAUCAUCUUCUUUUAUUGUUUAUGCGGCAGAGAAGGAGUCACAGCAAUUUGAGGUAGACCCAGAUAAGGCCAGAGAAGCUCUUAAAAAUCUUGACCAGCAGCUUCAAUCUCGCUCCCAAAGACAAGCCCGCCCUCCAAGGCAAAAGGCACCGGAUGUGAGUUUUGCAAGAGAUCAAACAGAAGAUGAAGAAGUUCAGGAAUUUUCAGGAUCUUUCUUUACAAUCACGGCUGUUGCUGUCUUUGCUUUCACUAUUUUCUAUAAUGUGUUGUUUUACACUGUUAUAAAACCAUCCAUAGAUGGACCAGAGCAAGCUCCAACCACAAUUGCUCAAAGAGAAAUCCCAAAGUAG